This is a messenger RNA of Cladocopium goreaui, 785 nucleotides long. The record is from the annotation of a GenBank genome assembly. NCBI's taxonomy places the organism in Eukaryota, Dinophyceae, Suessiales, Symbiodiniaceae.
CACCAGCUUAUUUUCAAUCUCAGUGACCCCGCGCUGAUUUCUUUUGCAGUGGCUCAGACAUGUCCAAGGACGACGACUAUGAUUACCUCUUCAAGGUUGUGCUCAUUGGCGACUCCGGAGUUGGCAAGUCCAACCUUCUUUCCAGGUUCACACGCGACGAGUUCAAUUUGGAGUCCAAAUCCACUAUUGGAGUGGAAUUUGCCACCAAAAGCAUCACAACCAAUGGAAAGGUGAUCAAGGCGCAGAUUUGGGACACUGCUGGGCAGGAGCGUUACAGGGCCAUCACCAGUGCGUACUAUAGAGGUGCAGUUGGAGCUUUGUUGGUGUACGACAUUUCAAAGAGGGUCACUUUCGAGAACCUCGAGCGUUGGCUGCAGGAGCUGCGGGAUCAUGCGGAUCCUAACAUUGUCAUCAUGCUCGUGGGCAACAAAGGGGACCUUCGACACUUGAGGGCAGUUGGGCAGGAUGAGGCGUUGGCUUUUGCAGAGAAGCAUGGUCUUGCGUGCAUCGAGACUUCUGCCUUGGAAGCUACGAACGUGGAGACUGCCUUCAUGAGGCUUCUCUCCGAGAUCUAUACCCUGAUGAGCUCCCGGCAGAUCACAGAUGCUGACUCCUUCCGGAAUGCUCAAACUGCGAUUCAGGUGGAGGCAGUGCAAGCAACUCCAAGCCGUGGCGGCUGCUGCAACUGAAUGGCGGCCGGUGUCACCCGUUGUUGCAAUAAUGUGAGAAGGCGCAUGUGCAGUUGUGCUGACAGCAGCAAUGAUUCACAGAGGGGCAACGUAAAG